This is a messenger RNA of Mus musculus (house mouse), 1877 nucleotides long. RefSeq names its product myosin, light chain 10, regulatory (gene Myl10). The record is from RefSeq and is a predicted model, not a curated record. Gene Ontology annotation, molecular function: calcium ion binding. The coding region runs from base 352 to 1050 and encodes 232 amino acids. The transcript is spliced from 7 exons. NCBI's taxonomy places the organism in Eukaryota, Metazoa, Chordata, Mammalia, Rodentia, Muridae.
UGAAACUCAAGGAUGUUGUCACCUUUGCUCGAGUGUCUGAGGCUAGCAUGGUGCCUUUGCUUCCAACAGCCCUCGACCCUCUGACCCUCCCACAUCCAAGGCCAAAUCUUCCCAGCUGGCUGAUCCCAGACUUACUCAGCAUGUCCUUGGCCAUUUGCCCCCUUCCUGGUCCGUGGUCCCUUGGCUAGAGAGAAAACAGUUGGCUUAGGGAUGUCGGAGAUCCCCGUGGCUUAGACUGUCUCCACAUUGGUGGCCUUUGCCACCCACUCCCCACAGCCCCGGGGAGAUGCCCUACUUGAAUGCCCCUCAUCUUGUCCCUGGUCACCUUCCAAACUGUUGUCUAGACCGGGAAUGGUGCCUGGCUUGGAGGAGCACUAUUUAAAGAGCCACCCCAAGCUGUCCCCAGACCUGCCGCAGCACUCGAAAGCACGCCAGACCAUGGCACCCAGAAGAGCCCGCAAGAGAGUAGAAGGCACAGCCAGCUCCAAUGUCUUUUCGAUGUUCGAUCAGUCCCAGAUUCAGGAGUUUAAAGAGGCCUUCACUAUCAUGGACCAGAACCGCGAUGGCUUCAUUGACAAGGAGGACCUGAGGGACACCUUUGCUGCACUGGGUCGCAUAAAUGUCAAGAACGAGGAAUUGGAAGCCAUGGUGAAGGAGGCUCCGGGGCCCAUCAACUUCACAGUCUUCCUGACCAUGUUUGGGGAGAAACUCAAGGGCACGGACCCAGAAGAGACUAUACUGCACGCCUUCAAAGUGUUUGACACUGAAGGAAAAGGCUUUGUCAAGGCUGACUUCAUUAAGGAAAAGCUUAUGACGCAGGCUGACCGGUUCAGUGAGGAGGAGUCCCUAUGUAACCCUCAACUCCCUUUCCCAGGUCAAGCAGAUGUUUGCAGCUUUCCCGCCAGAUGUCUGUGGCAACUUAGACUACAGGAAUCUGUGCUACGUCAUCACACACGGCGAGGAGAAGGACUAGAUGUGUCUCCUCCAUACCUGGAGUCAGCCAAGAUGGGGUUGGGUGGGCAGGGGGCAGUACAGGGCUAUCAUAGGUAGGGAAACAGUCUCCAUCACCCCCGGAGUCCGGAGCUGAAGUGGGAAUAAAUAACACAGAGAUGUGCGUCUGAGUGAUGUUUGCGUGGUUAGCACUCUGGUUGGGAAGAUGGUGAAACAUUCCCUUCCACGCUAGUUUUUCCAAAACUCUUGGUUCCCUUGCUCUGCUCAGCUGUUCCUGAUGAGCUGAUAUUUAAAAGUAAUGGACAUUUGUAAUGCCCCUCAUCUGGACCACAGGGCGUUGACUUCAUUGGCGGGGGGGUUUUAUUGAGCACCUAGCGUCUUUGAGUCUCCUGGAUGAGACAGGGUUGUUCAUGUGCAGGUCGUGAGGACUGUGGGGAGAAAGAGUCUCAGAUGGACCAAAGCUGGGACAGGGUGUGAGUGGGAUGGAGGGUGGGACCGAGAGGGAGAAACUUGGCAGAAGGAGCCGGGCAGAAGCGAAGUUAGGGAGGAGGGGAGAUGGGUUCAGGGACAUUAAAAUGUAGGCAGAGAGCUCUCUACUUGCACGCAUGGCAUCAAAGAUGGUCUACAUGGGGCUAAAGGGGACCUCAUUGUGAUUAAAAACGUCUGCUCACCAAAAGACACCACUGAAGACACCAAAAGAUCAGAGCGAGGACAGAGGAAGAUUCUGGAGGCACAUAGACCUCGACAAAGGUCUCAUCUCCUCUGUGUGUGUUAUACUUAAGUCUGCAAGGGAGUAAUGGAAAAUAUGAGUUACUUUAUUGUAUGGGGGUGUGAAUGCGUAGAUGUUAAGGGACAUAUAGGGGAGUUGCUUCUCUCCUUCCACCAUCGGGGUCCUGGGGAUGAAAUAAAGGUCUCAUCUUGGCAGC